CGUGGACAACUUGGUCGAAAAAAACAUCGAAGGCUCGCGCUUCCUCUCGCGUCCUCUCAGGCAUCUCCUGAAGGUUCGCCGCCUCUGUCUCUUCCAUCUCCUCUUCUUCCCAGUCGCUGGCUGCUUCCAUCUUCUCUCCUCGAUUGGCACAGACGCCUACAAAGACGUUUUUCUUACGCUGUCUCCAGUCUCUGUCCAGUCGCUCAAGGAAGAUGUGAUCCUGUCCCCCGCGCCGACUUAUGAGGCAACCUGGAAAGCUGAAGAGGCGAAAACGUCAGGGGAACGCCUUUCGGCGUAGCCUCCUGAGAUUUGAGAAGGAAAAGAAAGGAGAGGCAGCAAGACGAGCGAAGACGAGAUGAGGAGACGCGCGAGAGACAGGACCUUGAGUGAACUCGAGGAAAAGGGGGAAAAUACACUCCCAACGUCACACUGGAACGCGUUCUGCUUCAAAUGAGUCUUGCGGAACUUCUUUGCGUCCGGGUGUACAGACAUCCGGUGCACCGAGACCGGACUGCAUACGUAGCCGAUCUGGACGGCAAGUCCACGAGGGAAUGCGGCGAAGCUCACAGACUUCGGAAGCUCGCUCAAGAGCACUACAGUGGAAUCGAAAACAGAAAACGGAACUCACGGUGCGGGGAUUCCGAUGGACGACUGCAGCGAAGCGCCUGGGGUGGUGUACAUACACCCGGAUCUCGGCGGACUCUCCGGAGAGUCUGCGCCCAACCGGUCUUCCGGAUGUUGCGCUCCGUUCAACCGUGCAGAGCACCAGUUGUUGAGAGACUCAAUUUCGACUUUUUCUGUCGAGAGAGAUGGAAGCAACCGUUAGCAACGCGAAACGCUGUCAAGACUAGCCGGCGUUCCAACGGGGAAGUCACGCCGGCCUCGGGCAGCGAGCUCGAAGGGAACCGGGGGAAGAGUCGCAGAGGAAGUCCAAUUCAUCGACCUCUCAUAGUUUUCCUGAACUGAAAGAGGCGCCGAGUACCGUUUGUUUCGGCGACUCCAGGUUUUCUUUCUUUUCUUCGAAGAAAAAGACCGUCAACUGUAGUCUCGGAGAGGGCAACCCCCCAGACGACCCUCAGCAUGCAGAAGACAAGCGGAGAAAAGUUGAACAGGUUCCGCAGCUUCUCUCUUUGUGGUCUUGACCGAUUUCAGGAAGCAGAAGAGACAUUCUUUCUUCUAGACGGAAAAUAUAUUCGCCUCAUCAAGAACGGCGCCUCUUCUGCUGAAAUCCUUCCCUCUCCUUGGUGACAGACCCCGUCGGCCGUGAGUGUCUCCCUGGUCGCGCGCGCGCGCUGCACCCGUUUCUCUUCGUUUUCUUCUUUCCAGGCGUUUCUUCUCCUCACUCUCUGCUCUUCCAGUCCACCGCGCUGCUUCUCUUGUCUACGCUUUUCCUCGUCGCUGCUGCAACAAAAACUGUGCGUUCUGCGGGCGGCUUGCCUGUCCAUCGCCUCGUUCCUUUCUCCUAGACUCGCCGCCUCCGCUACCUCCCAGGUUUCCUCGCUUGGGCAGCCGGUCUCUCUUUGGCACUUCCCUUUCCCCUUUUUUCGCGCUCACACUGUUUCCUUGUUACAUUUUAUAUCUUUAUAUAUAUGUAUAUAUCUUUAUAUAUAUAUAUAUAUAUUUAUAUCUUUGUGUAUGUGCAUACGCAUGUAUAGUCAUUCAUGUAUGUGUUGCCCUACAUUGGGCUGUUUUCUCCUUUUCUAGCAGUAAAGGUACAAGAGAAGUUGAGGUGGUGCAUCCAUCGAUUGCUGUCGAAGGAUCCUCGUAUCAUGCAUGUCUCUGUGAUGUGAAGUCACUUUUUCUGUCUCAACGCUGAAGAACAUGCAGUCUCAGCGUCCCCUCAUGGAGUCGCACCGGCUGCUCUCUCUUGCGGCCCCUUCGCCCUCCCCGCGAGGCGCGUUUCCGUCAGACGCUUCUUCAAUAUCUCCUUCAUUAUCCUUCUCUUCUUCCCUCUCUUCAUCUUCUCUCUCGUCGUCUUCUCUCUCGUCGUCUUCUCUCUCGUCGUCUUCUCUCUCGUCGUCUUCUUCUCUGUCCAGUUCUCUUUCGACUGAUGCGUCCGCCUUUUCUUCUCUCUCGGUGAAUCCUUCCUGGCGGGGAUUUUCUGCGGUGAGGACGAAUUCCUCCUCGGUCGCUUCGUCCUUCUCCUCAAGCUCUCUCGCUGCCUCCUUCCAUUCUUUGUCUUCCCGGUCUGCGUCUCUUCCCUCUUCGUCUCUGCCGUCUGCGUUCUCUUCUUCGUCUGUCUCGUCCUAUGAGCGCAUGAGUCACGAGAUCUGGCGAAGAAUUGAAGAUGUGAAGCUUCUCCUCCCUUGCAGAGCGAACGGGAGUUCGGAGGCUCAAGACGCCUUCUUGGCGGCCGCGGCACUGGAGGAGAAGCUCGUCGCUUUGGAGAAGAGUGUAGCAGAUAUUCAGAAGCAGGUCUCUGCGGAGUUAGCUGUGCUGCCUUCGCUGCCGGCGCUGCUCGCCAGCGCGCAUGCACAGCGCCGAAAAAUCCAGCAGCUGCAUGCGCUGCUGUUUCCCUCUGCGGCGCCGUUUUCCGCCUUCGGCGCGAAAGGCGAGUCCGGGUCCUUCGCGGCCUCCUCGGAGCGUCUCUGCACCGAGAAGCCUCGAAGAGAAGAAGCGAAACGACGAGAGCGGGAGAAGGAGAAGGCAGGCUUUGGCGGCUCUUCAGUACCCCAGUCGCAGAUGCGGAAGGAACGAAAGGUCUUCCAACCGGACCAGAAGGAUGACAGCAAGGAGAGGAAAGGGAUGAAGGAGAAGGAGACGGUCGAGGGAGAGCAAGAGACGGAGCAUCUCGCGGCAGGCGGGAUUGCCGGCGGGGAGGAAAGGGAGAACGAGAACGAGGCACCGCAGACAGAUGUUCUCUCUUCUCUGAAAGAGCAGCUACAAGCGUGAACGAGAGUUCUCCGCAGAGACGGUGAAGAAGAAAGAGUUUUGGAGAGCAGGCGGGGGGAAGAGAAGUUGCGGACGUUUCGCGUCUCUUCGUUGUAUCGUUGGGCGGCGCUUCAACAGGCCGACUGUCGCUGUUCUCAUGGUGUGCGCAGCAGAACGAGUCCACCAAGGGCAUGUUUGUGUCUGCCCUCUCUGAGGAUUCCAGAUGUGAAGGAAUCGGCGGAGACAAGGUCGCGCGGCUUCGAAGCGAAACAAGAACAUUCGCCGUUUCAAAGUCUUCCGUAGUCGCGUUCAGAAAGAUGACCGCCUCGGAAGUCUCUUUCUCCAUGAAGUCGGACGCACAGCUUUCUCCGACGCUCCAUGGAAAUUGAACAAGACAGGUUCCAACAGAGCAGAAACCGUGACGCAAAUAAACCGGCAAGGAGAGCGCCGACUCCCAAGGUGCGACUCCUUCGAAACUCGUCGCUAUCUCUUCGAGUGAGGUUCCAGCGCCAGGGCUCUGUCGCGGUUUUUCGCGUUUCUUCUUCGUGGUUUGAGAACUCUCAAAGACACACCCGCAAACGGGUGCCGUCGGAGUCCCGGAUCAUCGCCAGCGCGUUUGAGAAGGAGCAAAUCGGAACUGUUUUUCUCGUUACAGAGACUGCAUUUCGUUUGCUCCUGAACUUAUCACAGCUACCUGUGUUCUCCCGCUGAAAGCUGAGGCCGAACCAGUUCCAGAAACUUUCUCUUUUCAGUGUUUGUCUCGUUCGUCGCGUGAGUCCUCUUCGACAGUCGAGUCAGCACUGGGGGGAGGGCGCGCAUACACCCGACGCGGAAGGCGUCCUGACUCUCUCCGUUCCAUGAGAGGGACGCCCCUGGCUGUCUCAGUUGAUUCUGCGAUCUGCCCGCAAGUGCUUCGAAAAAGUACACACGGUUCCGUCUCUGAGGCAAAAAAGCCUUCCCUGGAAACGACUUUCAAAAGAAACGAGACAGACAGCCGGCAAGCGAGACACGAAAGACAUGCAAGAGGCGAGAGAAACGUUCCUGUCGAGCGAAGGGAAUACGACGCGCCUGCGUCGACGACAGAGACAACACCGCCUCGAGCUGGACACAGCCAGAGAAGGUCUGGCAGGAACCUAAACCUUGACAGGCGUCUGUGUUUCAAAAGCCGUCGCGACUUCUGAUCUCUCGAAAGAAAGAACGGCACACGAUGGACGACGGAAAUUCUGUGGACUCGCGACCCAACCUCCUCACACCCAGUUGCCGAGUUCAAAGAUGUUCGUUCGCCUCGGCCAUCUUUAGACGGCGGACAACAUUUACGCGUAGAGCUGUGGGAAAAAGCU
Toxoplasma gondii ME49 is the source of this 4211-nucleotide messenger RNA. RefSeq lists its product as hypothetical. The transcript has 3 exons. Lineage: Eukaryota; Apicomplexa; Conoidasida; Eucoccidiorida; Sarcocystidae. The record is from RefSeq and is a predicted model, not a curated record. The coding region runs from base 1822 to 2892 and encodes 356 amino acids.